Eutrema salsugineum is the source of this 1351-nucleotide messenger RNA. Its product is annotated as (+)-neomenthol dehydrogenase. Gene Ontology annotation, molecular function: oxidoreductase activity, acting on the CH-OH group of donors, NAD or NADP as acceptor. Lineage: Eukaryota; Viridiplantae; Streptophyta; Magnoliopsida; Brassicales; Brassicaceae. The transcript has 5 exons. Gene Ontology annotation, cellular component: membrane. The coding region runs from base 359 to 1249 and encodes 296 amino acids. The record is from RefSeq and is a predicted model, not a curated record.
ACUAUUUAACAGUGACUAAUGGCCCAACGAGAAGCUUGGCUUCGCCGGCGAUCAUUGAUGCCGGCGGACGUGAAUCUCGUCUCUCCUUGUUACCAAUAUUAAUCUUUUAAUUGUAUUUUCGAUAUUAUUUCUCGCCUCUUUGUUUUUAGCUCGUAUGUCGUCAAUUCCGGGAAAGUAUGAUCAUGUCAAGGGUUGCGCAUUUUGUUGAGUUUUAUUUUGAGCCACUCAUUUGAAUAUUUGAUAUCUUCCUUCUAGACUAGGGAAGAACAUCAGUUUCUGAGUUACGUGGCCUUCAUUGGAUCACACACUUCGUUAUAAAUUCCAAAUGUUCAAACUUUUUUUUUUGUAAGUAAAUAAAAUGGCAGAGGAUACACCAAGAUAUGCUGUAGUUACUGGAGCAAACAGAGGAAUAGGGUUGGAGAUAUGCAGGCAAUUAGUGAGCAAUGGGAUUAGGGUUGUUUUGACCUCUAGAGAUGAGAAAAGGGGACUUGAAGCUGUUGAGACACUGAAGAAAGAGCUUGAGGUUUCUGAUCAAAGCCUUGUCUUUCAUCGACUUGAUGUCUCUGAUCUUGCUAGCAUCGCAUCUCUUGCUGGGUUUGUGAAAACCCAAUUUGGGAAACUCGAUAUCUUGGUCAAUAAUGCAGGAAUUGGUGGUAUAAUCACUGAUGUUGAUGCUCUAAGAUCAGGGACAGGGAAAGAAGGUUUCAAGUGGGAGGAAGUCAUCACAGAGACUUAUGAGCUGGCCGAAGAAUGCAUCAAAAUUAACUAUUAUGGACCAAAGAGGAUGUGCGAGGCAUUUAUUCCGCUUUUGCAGUUAUCUGAUUCUCCAAGAAUCGUCAAUGUAUCAUCCUCCAUGGGUAAACUAAAGAAUUUACUAAACGAAUGGGCAAAAGGAAUCCUGAGCGACGCAGAGAAUCUCACCGAGGAAAGAAUCGACCAAGUGAUUAACCAGCUUCUCAACGAUUUCAAAGAAGGUACAGUUAAGACAAAAAGCUGGACAAAGUUUAUGUCCGCAUACGUGGUUUCGAAGGCCGGGUUGAACGGUUAUACGAGGAUCCUGGCGAAGAAACAUCCCGAGUUUCGCGUAAACUCGGUUUGUCCUGGAUUUGUUAAGACGGAUAUGAAUUUCAAUACUGGAGUCUUGUCUGUGGAAGAGGGAGCAUCAAGUCCUGUGAGGUUGGCUUUGCUUCCGCAUCAAGAUUCUCCUUCUGGUUGUUUCUUUGAUCGCAAGCAAGUGUCAGAGUUCUGAAAUCUGUGUGUAGUGUGAGCAUAGUAUAAUAUGCCAAAAUAUCACUGAUGUAACGAGAACUAUCGUUUCAGUCAAUAGAACCUCUCAAAUAAAUGAUAAUAU